Corylus avellana is the source of this 2162-nucleotide messenger RNA. Its product is annotated as U3 small nucleolar RNA-associated-like protein. NCBI's taxonomy places the organism in Eukaryota, Viridiplantae, Streptophyta, Magnoliopsida, Fagales, Betulaceae. The record is from RefSeq and is a predicted model, not a curated record. Gene Ontology annotation, cellular component: Pwp2p-containing subcomplex of 90S preribosome; small-subunit processome. Gene Ontology annotation, molecular function: protein binding; snoRNA binding. Gene Ontology annotation, biological process: maturation of SSU-rRNA from tricistronic rRNA transcript (SSU-rRNA, 5.8S rRNA, LSU-rRNA).
UCUCAUCGUCAGCUUCCUCUUAAACCUCUCCCGAGUUCGCAUAGAAAGUCGACUCAUCAGACCCGAGAAGGAAACACACCAUAAUGGCUGACGUGGUGCAGUACCGGCUAGAGCGCAUGGUGGAUGAGCUCGACGACCUCGAGCAGCGCGGGCUCUUCACGCGCCUCGAGAUCGCCGAGAUCGUCAAGCAGCGGCGUAAGUACGAGUAUCGGCUCAAGCGGCCGAGCCCGCUCAAGCAGGACUACCUGACCUACAUUGACUACGAGACCCAGCUCGACGCUCUCCGCCGCCUCAGGAAGAAGGCAGUGGCGCGUGAAGUCGGGGCCAAGGGCAACAAGAAAAAGAAGCAGUCCUUCUCGGACUUCGCCGGCGUGUCGAGGAUCGUGGAGAUUUAUCGGCUUGCGGUUACGAGGUUUAAGGGCGAUAUCGGUUUGUGGUUCAGGUACCUUGAGUUUUGUAGGCAGAGAAGGAAUGGCAGGAUGAAGAAGGUCCUGGCCCAGGUGAUAAGGUUUCAUCCCAAUGUCCCGGGAGUUUGGAUUUAUGCUGCAGCUUGGGAAUUCGACCAUAACUUAAAUGUUGAGGCGGCGCGUGCUCUCAUGCAGAGCGGUUUGAGAGUGUGCCCUACUUCAGAAGACCUGUGGGUAGAAUAUCUUCGGAUGGAACUCACAUACCUUAAUAAGUUAAAGGCCCGGAAGGUUGCACUCGGAGAGGAUGAGGGAACUUUGGUUCGUGAUGAUAGACUUGUUGAUGAAAAACAAUGGAGAGAUGAAAACAAGGAGUUAUUUAUGUCUCUUCAAGAUGAAAAAGAAAAUGAUGUUGGAUUGAAUGUCGAAAACAAGGAUUCGAAGAUGAAAUUAGAUUUGUUUCGACAGCAAGGAUUGAGUGUUCUACGGACUGUCUAUAGUACAGCUGUUGAAGCUAUCCCUUCUAGUUUUAGCCUGAGAAAAAGGUUGUUUGAGAUAUUGGAAGCAAUGGACCUAGCACAGUCAGAAGAAAUGCGUAAGGAAAUGCUAAAUGACAUGAAGAGAGACUUUUCAACAGAACCAGAAUAUUGGGACUGGCUUGCAAGACUGGAAAUUGUUGAUCCUGGAAGCACACAAGAGAUGAGUGAAGGAGAAACUGUGCUUUCGCAGACGCAAAUAGCAGUUCAGGUUUAUGAGGAAGCUUUAAAAAAUGUUCCUUCAGCCAUGAUGUUUAACCUGUAUACAAAGUUUUUGAUGGGUGUUAUUGCUCCCCAAGAAGAGGAGAACCAAAAUUCUGUGUUAUCCAAUCAUACUGUAGAUUAUAUGUCACAUCUCUUGACGGUAUAUGAGAAGGCUGAGACAAUGGGAUGCAUUACAGAGGAUCUUGCUUGCCAACAUAUUUCAUUUUAUUUGCAAUUGGGAAGAUUGGACGAAGCUAGGAAACUGGCAGAAAAGCUUUGCAGUGGAAAAUUAUCAGAUUCAGUACAGCUAUGGCUUUUACGGGUCUCAAUAGAAAUUAGAAGCGUCACAAAUGAUUCUCCUUCUCCAAGUAAAGCUGAUUUGCUAUCCAUCUUCGAACUCCUAAGAAAAGUUUUGACGGAAGUGUCCGUUUCAAAAGCUGAAAGCUUGUGGCUAAUGGCCCUCAAGUUCUUUGCAAAUCAGAAGCAUAUUUUUGAGAAGUUGGUAGAGAUGUCUCUUUUUUCAUUAGCUAAAGAUGGUGGCAGUGAUAAUGGAUUUUCCCUUUCUACUGCUAUCAUAAAUUUUGUUCUUCAAAAGGAUGGAAUUCAGCAUGCAAGGGAGAUAUAUAAGCGAUUUCUUGCUUUACCGCGUCCUGGUCUUGCUGCAUACAGAAACUGCAUUGAAUUGGAAUCAAAUCUUGCAUCUACUGGUGAUAAAGAUGGCCUUGUAAAUGCCCGGAAGUUAUAUGAAUCUGCACUUGCAACUUACGACCAGAACGUGAGCAUGUGGCAAGAUUACUAUUCGAUGGAGAUUAAGAUGGGAACAUCAGAAACAGUUACUGCUGUCCAUUGGCGUGCACGAAAGACUCUAAAAGACACAACUGCGUUCAUUGCAUCUUCAGAUUUAUGAUGAUUUCCCAAUUUUGAUCUCUUUUUUUAUUGUUUGAAUGUAUUUUAAGAGAAACAGAUGAAUCAUAUACACAACCAACACAAGUGAGAAGAUUUCAUUUUCUUUUUCUUC